Molecule: messenger RNA, 4291 nt
Organism: Egretta garzetta (little egret)
Lineage: Eukaryota; Metazoa; Chordata; Aves; Pelecaniformes; Ardeidae
Gene: SLC18A2
Product: solute carrier family 18 member A2
Exons: 17
Coding region: 82-1539 (485 amino acids)
Biological process (GO): xenobiotic transport; transmembrane transport; aminergic neurotransmitter loading into synaptic vesicle
Cellular component (GO): synaptic vesicle membrane; terminal bouton
Molecular function (GO): serotonin:sodium:chloride symporter activity; xenobiotic transmembrane transporter activity
Source: RefSeq, a predicted model, not a curated record
CUCCUCCGCUGGCUCCGGGAGAGCCGGCAGUCCCGGAAACUGAUCCUGCUGAUCGUGUUCAUCGCCUUGCUCCUGGACAACAUGCUGCUGACGGUGGUCGUGCCAAUAAUUCCCAGUUACCUUUACAGCAUCAAACAUGAGAAAAAUGCCACAGAAAUCCAGACUGCUAAGCCUAAGGUAGUCUCAACAACAACGGACAAUUUUCAGAGCAUCUUCUCCUACUACGACAAUUCAACGAUGGUUACUGGAAACGAGUCUGAUAAGACAGGACCCAGAGAGUUGCAUCAUACUCAGACAGAACAAAUGAUAGUAAAUGCAACUCCUUCCCCGUCUGACUGCCCUAAGGAAGAUAAGGACCUGCUGAAUGAAAAUGUUCAAGUCGGCCUCUUGUUUGCUUCAAAAGCAACAGUGCAGCUCAUCACCAACCCCUUCAUAGGGCCGCUGACAAACAGAAUAGGCUACCAGAUUCCACUGUUUGCUGGCUUCUGCAUCAUGUUUGUGUCAACAAUCAUGUUUGCCUUCUCAGGAAGCUACACAUUACUGUUUAUUGCCAGGUCCCUUCAAGGAGUGGGUUCCUCUUGCUCUUCUGUGGCAGGGAUGGGCAUGCUCGCCAGUGUAUAUACCGAUGAUGAAGAGAGAGGCAACGCAAUGGGAAUUGCCCUAGGAGGCCUUGCUAUGGGAGUAUUAGUGGGCCCACCUUUUGGGAGCGUCAUGUACGAGUUCGUGGGGAAGAGUUCUCCUUUCCUGGUGCUGGCAGCACUGGCUCUGUUAGAUGGAGCUGUUCAGUUAUUUGUCCUGCAGCCAUCCAGAGUACAGGCAGAAAGCCAGAAGGGGACACCGUUACUGACGCUUCUGAAGGACCCGUAUAUCAUUAUUGCAGCAGGAUCAAUCUGCUUUGCAAACAUGGCUAUUGCUAUGCUUGAACCAGCUUUACCCAUCUGGAUGAUGGAGACCAUGUGUUCAAAAAAAUGGCAGCUUGGUGUUGCUUUUCUUCCAGCUAGUGUCUCUUAUCUCAUUGGGACUAAUCUUUUUGGGAUACUUGCACACAAAAUGGGAAGGUGGCUUUGUGCUUUACUCGGGAUGCUAAUCGUGGGAAUAAGUAUUUUAUGCGUACCGUUUGCUAAAAAUAUUUAUGGGCUCAUAGCACCAAAUUUUGGAGUUGGAUUUGCCAUUGGAAUGGUGGACUCGUCCAUGAUGCCAAUUAUGGGCUACCUCGUAGAUCUGCGUCAUGUGUCAGUCUAUGGCAGCGUGUACGCAAUAGCAGAUGUUGCCUUUUGCAUGGGCUUUGCCAUAGGUCCGUCUGCUGGUGGUGCCAUUGCAAAGGCCAUUGGAUUUCCAUGGCUCAUGACAAUUAUAGGGAUUGUGGAUAUCCUCUUCGCUCCUCUGUGCUUUUUCCUUCGAAGUCCACCUGCCAAAGAGGAGAAAAUGGCGAUACUCAUGGAUCACAACUGUCCUGUGAAAACAAAAAUGUAUACCCAGAACAACAUCCAGUCCUACCCCAUAGGGGAUGAAGAGGAGGAGUAUGAAAGCGAUGAAUAACAUGAAAAGCCAUAUAAUGUAUUUCAGUGUACAAAAUGCAGUGUUUCAUGCGAAACAUCUCAUCCAGAAAUAGGUUUCAGUUGCACUGUACAUUUAAUAGUGAAAUGGUCAAAAAAGCAAAGGUGUACUCUUCAUUGCCCAUGGUUAUCAAGCAGACUGCUAACCGCCUUAUAAGGGGGGGACCAGCUUUUACAGAGGAUUUGUAUAGUGUUAAUCUUUAUUUUGUGUAUUUAAUUUUCUUGAAUAUUACACUAUAUUUUUGAUUAAAUGUGUAGUAUAAAUCUGUAUAAACAUGUGAAUUUUAACUAUUUGCUUUUUCAAGUCAACACAUCAACACACAAUGUUUCAUGUUUUGUUUGGAGCCGUAACUUACUCGCUAGAGCUUGGGUCUGCCUUACCUCAUUGGAAGGAUUAAAAAAAGCAAAGCUCAAAGAAAACCCAUCUGAUUUACAUCCUUUUAAACUGUAACCCUUGUAAGUACAUUGGGAGGAGCUGAAGGCUGGAAUUCAGACUGUAGAUGCGGCUAUGACUUUUUUUGAUCAACUUUAGAUCACGCAUUAGUAAAAUAAAAGGCACCACUUCUUUGCCAAUUUCAGAAAUGAGCUCUACCUGAACCACUCACGGAAUGGUGGGAAAAGCAGUAUUUUGGACAGAUGAGUGUACUGCUGUUAGUUAGCACUAUUUAACGACGUGCUCAUUAGCCAGCCAGCUGCGGAACACAAAGCACGCAAACAGCCACAGAACACCAGGUGAACAAGCAGGUGUGGAUGUGCACUGCUCCUUGCCCUUAGAGGGAAUAGAACCAACAUGAAGAUACUUCUUAUAGACCUGGCUUUUGAACCUUUUAUUUUUAACGCAUCUCGGCUUUCUUUUAGGUGCAUCUUGACUGGUUAAGAAAAGCUGCAGUAUGACAGUAUUUAGUCUUCGCACGUACUGAAAAUGGAAAUCCUUCCUUCAAAGCCAAGAGGCAUCCGGGGACCGACAGUAACACAGCAAAACCCAAGAUCCUGCAGUAUGUCAAGUACUUCACUGCCACGGACUCCUUCAUGUGUACCAGGGUUUAAGUGAAGUACUUGGAUAUAUUUGAAAACCUCUACAGUAGUCCGUAAGAGCAAACCCUGAUGGAGAUUGAAAGCAGAUCACCACCAAUGGUAAGCCGCUGAGAAAAUGGAGUGGGGAAGUCUUAAUACGCAUCUCAAGCAAGUAUAGGUUAAAUAACUUUUAGUCAAUAAGGGAAGCUAAUUUUGUGCGAUUAUCUGCUGAAGCUUAAUUUCCAAAGUGUGUCACAUGCCUGUUUUAGCAUGGAUAGUGUUUUCCAUACAUCAACUAAAUAAGUAUCAACUGCCCAGAACUCACAAAAAAGUGCAAGUAGUUGCAUGCGUGGAAGUAACCAUUUUGUUUAGAAGUACAAGUACGCUUUUCCAUCUGUGAAAACCAUUGCUUCUUAAUUUUGCCCAUCACAAAGUAAACCAAAAAGCAAAUCUAAUUGAGAGGUACAUUACAGACGGCCUGAAAACUUAAAUGCAUUGCUUUCCAUCUUAGAUUCAACUCCAUUUCCACAAAGGCUUCUUUUUUUUUUUCCUGCUACCAGUGAUAAUGAUACCAGUACCUAACACAGUACCUAAAAUAAAGAUGAUAUUUUAUACGGCAUUUCUAUACACAUAAGAUGAAACAAAGACAUGUUUACAGGAAAUAAAUAAGAACAACAGCCUUAGCCAGGCGAUGCUAAGAUCCACGGUUUACACGUAGCACAAGACCAGAGAGUUCUUUUCAAAAGCUGCUGGCUGAAAUUCCUCCUCAUCUCUACUGGACUCGUUUUGACUCAAAUAAAACAUGUUAUAUACAGUAUAGGGCAUUCUUCUGACAAAAGUGAUCCUUCUGUUCAGACUGUUUCUUCUGUCUGAGAAGCUGAAUGCAACUUACCACUAUACGAUUACUCAAAAGUGUUGAGAAAGAACACAUUUAGCUGUUCUGUAAAGUAUUCUGUACCUUAAGCUUUCUGAAAUGAUAAGAUAAAGUCUGCAAAAUAUUUUUUUUUUUUUUAGAAUUGCUUAAACCAUUGUUACAUGCUUUUUCAUAGAAUGCAAUGAAACCUCCAACUCUUAAGAACAAUUUUCCUUUAUCAGGUUAUCGGAUAAUAUAACAACACUUAAUUAUAUAAUUUUGUUCUGGAAGGCACCCAGCCUCUUAUCUCAAAAAUAUUCCCAAUGUAAUUACUAUUAGAUACUGGUAUGUAGUUUGAUAUGCAGCAUUAUUCAACCAGGAUACAAUAGCCAGAAGUUCCAAGGAGGACUUUUUUUUAGCAUAGCAUUACUGUAUUUCAUGUUAAUUACAAACUAUGAAAAGUUUUUGUAUUUAACAAAAAUAUGGGAAACAAAUGAUAUGCCAUGUUAACUUCAGUAAAUAUUAAUAACAGACAAAAUGAAAGACCUUUUGUUUGCUUUCAUGAUAUGUUUGGCAAAAAAUACACAACUACCUAGAAGACAGACAAUAACUGUAAUCAACAUUUUAAAGCCUGGUCCCUCAGUGACUUCUGUGUCAGUCAUCAGCUUAGGCAUGCAACAAGCUUAUAAUUUUUUCAUCAUACAAUGGAAACUAAACAUUUUGAAAAUCCUGCCAGUUUCCUGUUGAAAACACUAGCUCAAAGAAAAAAAAGGGGAGGUGGAGGGGGAAAGUAAUGCGUUAAGGACACCACAUACAGUAAUGUGAAAUGGUAAGGUUACAUAAUUAGAAAAAAUAAAAAUAAGUUAUU